AUGAUGCUUAAACGGUUCCAAAUUGCUGCAAACAAUCUAAUUCCGUUGCUUUUAAUUAUCUUGGGCCUGUUUAGGAUCUCAAUGCAAAGACACGAUCCUGGUGGCCAAGAGUCUCGGCAUAUUGGCCAUUCUUAUUCUACCUUAGCUAAUGGUCUUAAAUAUCUUAUUCUUGUUCAUCCAGAUAGCUCUAUCUCUCAUGUGAGUAUUGCCAUUAAAAAGUCCUCUUUGGCUCUAUCGAGUAAGGAGGUGCCUCUUUGCUAUCUUUUAGAAGCACUUCUCAAACACAAGCUAAAGCCCGAAAACAACCACCAGAUGUACCAAGAGUUUCUAAGUAAAGCCCAGGCUUAUAAGAUUUCCGAUAACAAUUAUUUCAUUACCGUUGAAUUUUUCUUAGAUAGUCCCCAUUGUCUAGUUCCAUUUGAGAUCUUGCGGUCUGUUAUUGUCAUUCCACCUAGACUAGAGAUAGUUUCCCAAGCCAUAAAGGAAUUAUAUCCAAACCUUCAGGCCGAUACAUCUGAAUUUCAUCUCACUGAAACUGAUGUCAUAAACAAAUGGCAUGCCAUGUUCAGUUUCUCGAAUAUGCGGUUAGCAGUAGUUGCGUCCUACGAGCCAACCGGUCUAAUUGAUUUUCUAAACCACUACUUCCACUACAGCCAACCAAAUCAACCAGGCCCACCCCCUAUAAUGUGCUCAUCGGACGCGGCCGCUGCUGAAUGCUUGUCUAGCCCGCCUCGACUAGCACUACAGCCGAAUGCAUCCGCAACUUCAUCCGAGAAAUCAGUAAUCGAUCUUUAUAUUCCCUUUCUCAGCGAUAUCAGAAACCAGACUAUGCAAUCACUAUCCGAAUUAUACCAUUUAUUCUCCUGCUGCAGCCACAAAUACACAGAUUAUUACCAAUGCCACCCCAAUAAUAGCCUCGAAAUCAGUGCCAUGUCAUUCGUUAUCCGGGAGCAAUUUCCAGGCGUAUGCUUCACCAUCACAGUGCCUAGUAAGGAUUUCAAUCUUGCUGAAGUUUAUAAUCUAGUGGAUGGGUUCUGUCAAGUCAUCAAGAAAUCGUAUCCACAACCAGGCUCGGCUUUAGUUCAGAUAUAUCAACAGAAUAUGUCCUCCAAAGAAGAAGCAGCCCCAGACAAUGUGGCCUUGAGUGUUCUUGCUAAUCUAGUUUCAAUCCAUAUGUUCUUUUCUGAGCCGGCUGACAUCGUUAACUUCGUCUUUGCCAGAACACCACGCUUCAGUAAUCUGAAUAAUCUGCUUGAAUUCGCAACGAAACGAGAGCAUUGGCAUGUUAAUGGCGAACUCGCCCCAUCUCACUGGCAACAGUUAUCAAGGGAGCUAUCUAUUAACCCACUCACAAAAUCAGCCAAUCCACCAGUGCCAGCGCCAGUGCCGGCCGCAACCGCGGAACUCAACGAAAUAAGGAAUCUUAUAUACCUAGGCCCCUCCAAAACUCAGCCGGUCCAAACUUCUGGUACCCUAACCACCCGAGAACAUGAUCCCGCCUGCUCUAAUUUUCCCCAAGAACCACUAAGAAACACCCCUACCUCGAGCAGCCCUCAUCCCCCAGCCAGCACUAAUUCACCUUAUUUUAACCCACCCAACGCCAACCCCCCUAAAACUGCCCCGAUUAAAGUGCUCCAAAGAACUAGCAUCGAUUCUGGUCUAGAGGCCUGUCUUUUCACUCGAACCCAAGAACCAAAUGUGUCUGUGGUUAGUAUUGCCCUUGUUACCGACGCUUAUCUUGACAGCAUUAAAACUUAUAUCUGGCAUGUUGCCCAUGUGCUACAAGUAUUAGAUAAUAUCAACGCCUUUAUUCGGUCUUGGCCUACGGGGACUAAAACAUCUAUUGACGCUCGUGUUACUGAGUGUGGCAAAAUCAUUGUUGUUAUUCGCGGGGCUGACCUUAAUGUUGCCUAUCUAACGAUGCUAUUCUUUUCAGAAUACAAAACCACAUGCUCAGAUCUCACUAAAGAAGCAAUGGCUAUCACUACGGCCUACGGCUUCUUUCGGGAGGCAGCCAAUGACCUAUUAUCAACCAUGCAAUACACCCUGUUCGCACGUGUUUGGAAGUGUCCUUUCUACACCCCCGAUCAGUGCUGUGCGUAUAUUGAACAGUUUAGAGCGCUUUCUUAUGUUACUCCAAUCGUUGAUAAAGCUUUAGUCAAGAUAAGAGUUGAAAACAUGACAGAUAAUCUAUUCAAGUUAAUAAUUAAGAUAGUCAGACAGCACAUUACACCCAAGCCGGCCAUUAAAUAUAAGCUGGUUCGUAGUCCCGACAGACACCUACCUUUAACGUGUGAAUCAAAGCUAAUUUCGACUUUCGUUGGGAACUUCCAUAUUGAUCCAGUGGCUACUUUAAAUACAACUAAUUAUCACAUUCUGGGAUACUAUCUACUGCUCAUGCGGCUCCCGCCAACAGGGCUCGCUAUGCAUGCUAAUAUUGAGGAAAUCGUUACCUGGCUAAAUGAUCAUGCAUCCGCAUCUUUCAUGACACUCCCUGAUUUACCAGAAAUGCCAUUCGACCAUCCUACACACCCCGAGCUGGCGUUUAGUUCAGAGAUACUCAACAGACUUAGAAUGGCUAUUAAUGUCUUCGACGAUACUGUUGUUAUAAAUCUUACCUUCCUCGGAGAAUAUAGUCCGGCUGCUGUCUUACACACAAUUAGAGCCUAUUACAAAUACUUGUGUUGGAAAGCUCACUCCCUUACUUCCGAAGAGUUUAAGGACUAUAAGAAACAAGCACUGGAUAUAUUUACUGAGGACGAUAAUGUCGAAGCUCAUCUCAAACAGAGUUGUCUAAUUUUCAGUUGUGGAGACUUAUGGCAAGAGCCUUGCUAUCGAAAAAGGUUUGAAGAGGUUCUUGAGCAAAUGACUAUAGAGGACUUCCGUUUAUUUGUUCUAAACCACCACCAAAAUCCCCUUGUCGCAAUAUAUCCAGGCUCUCAAGAAUCCCCGCCUCCACAAAACCCCCCAAAACCCCAACAAUCUCGACAACCCCAACAAUCUCGGCAAAACGAACCGCUAUCUACACGAAAACGUGCAUCAACUAUACCCUCAGCUAAACUCGCCUCCAAGCGUGCCUUUAAAAAGCGUAAGCAACGCAACCUAUCUAGGCAAUAA
Messenger RNA from Nematocida homosporus, 3117 nucleotides. RefSeq lists its product as uncharacterized. Bases 1 to 3117 code for a protein of 1038 amino acids. Lineage: Eukaryota; Fungi; Microsporidia. The transcript has a single exon. The record is from RefSeq and is a predicted model, not a curated record. Gene Ontology annotation, molecular function: metal ion binding.